AUGUCCGACGACCAACAUCGGCGCACGGUACUUCCUCUGCCCCCGCGCCGCAUACGGUAUGGCGAAGAGGUAGACCGCGGUGCUCUCAGUCGGCGACUCAGGCGCCUCGCUGCCGACCUUGCUACUCCAUCCACGUCUGCUCCAUCGACCGCGCCCGGGAGGACAUAUUUCAAUCCCUUCUGGCUGCCAGCCACCCUACAAUUCCAUCCUGCCCCAUCAAUGAGGCAUGCUCCUCCGCGCACAGCGGCCCCUGUCCCCGAACAUAGCCAAUCCACAGGCCAAACCCCCAGCCCGCCGUCACAGAGCUCGCGGCAUCCACGCGCCCCUGCACAGCCGCGUACCCCAGCCGUGGCUCCAAAUGCUGCGGAGAAGCUCUCAGACAUGGAGAGAACGUUCCAGUGGAUGCGCGACGGUGGACGACUCCCUCCACUACCCUCCCCUCCAACACACCGCGUUCAAGACCCGUGUGCUUGCGCCGUGUACAGGUCUGAACACACGCAAAUUUUCCGUUUAAUUAGUGCGCGAUAA
Molecule: messenger RNA, 528 nt
Organism: Sparassis crispa
Lineage: Eukaryota; Fungi; Basidiomycota; Agaricomycetes; Polyporales; Sparassidaceae
Exons: 1
Coding region: 1-528 (175 amino acids)
Source: RefSeq, a predicted model, not a curated record